AAAUGGCGCUCGGCGCGGUAUUUUAAACAAUCCUGCUCGUUUCUGAGGCGAAGCUGUGGACGAUGUCGCCGCGCAGAGCUGGGCUUAUCCGCGCAUGAAUGAAGCUGAAAGAGCGCUCACAUUUCCAGAAAGCGGCUGAGACAGAGAUUUCGGAAGAGUUGUGACGCAGUGUGUGUGAAAGCAUGGAUGUGGUGUCUCCUGACCUGAACAGCAUCCUCCCUGAUGAGAUCAUGGACACCGAAGCCAUGGCCAUGGAGGAGGAUCCCCCUGCCGAGACCCCGGCUCCGUCCUCCCACUCAGCCCCCGAGCCGACUCAGGUUCCUAUGGAAACAGAGGUGCCUGAAAUUGUAAGCCUGUGUCCCUCUACCGCACCGACGCAAAAGACAGAAGCUCUGACCACCCUGACUGCAACGGACUCCACGCUGUGCAGCAUCAGCGCUGGCACUCAGCUCGUGGUCACAUCUUCUUCCUUCACUGGUGCCAAGAUGGCCACCGGUGCAGCCACAGUGACCACAGCGCAGACCAGCAGUCCUGUACUGGGUCAGACCAUUGCCAAGCUCUCUGCCCCGUUCACACCGACCAGCCCAACCAACCACCAGCUCAUCAUCAACAAAGUGACGGCGGACGGCAAGUCUGCUACUGCCGCGGUACUUAAACAGGAAGGUCAGAAACUCCUGGUCACGGGUCUGAGUAAAACGGGCCAACCGAUCGUCCUGGCGCUGCCGAACACCUGGAACAAACCGGCCACGUCUCAGGGUGCGGGGGGCGACGUGAAGCCUCAGCCCACGCAGUUUAAAGUGGUAUCGGCGGGGACAAAGCCUUUGAUCGGGGUACAAGCCGUGAGCUCGGCCAGUCAGCUGCUGGGGUCCUCCUCUCCUCUGCAGGCCCAGCAACUCAAAACUGUACAGAUUACAAAAAAGACCCCGGUGUCCACAGCAGGGUCUAUGAUCACCAAACUAAUCAUCACAAAAGCCCUGAACAACAAAGGCCUGGCCAGCCAAGCCACCGUCACCCCUGUAGUCACAGGACGGGUUCUGACCCAGAGCACACCGGUAACCCCUCCACGGACCAUCACUAUCGGAGAGACCAUCAGCACGACACCUCAGAGUCUCUCCUCCACCAGCAGCAGCAACAGCAGCAAAGUGGCCAUUUCUCCUCUUAAAUCUCCCAGCAAGGUAACCCUGGCUGCUCAGCCUCCUAACUCCCCUCAGAAACCCGUCACCGUGCCUCUGAACGUCGCUCUGGGUCAGCAGAUCCUCGCUGUGCAGCAGACGCCUUCUUCUUCACCUGCUAAAGACGGAAGCAGUCAAUCCACUGCCCAGACGGUGAAGCCGGUGCAAACUGUGACAGUGGGUGGAGUCGGCACACCUCAAUUUAAGACAAUCAUCCCUUUGGCCACACCCCCCAACGUUCAGCAAAUCCAGGUACCCGGUAGCCGCUUCCAUUACGUACGCCUGGUCACGGCCACCACAGGGAACACGGCCCAGACUGCCAACGCCAGCACCACCACCACCACCAUUCAGCCUGCCAAGCCCAUGGUGAUGAACACGGCUGCGGUGAGGAUGUCUGUUCCCAUCGUUCCAGCUCAGACAGUCAAGCAGGUAAUACCGAAGCCGAUGACCUCGGCAGCUCAGGUGGUGACCAGCAGCCAGACGCAGCAGCGGCUCAUCAUGCCGGCCGCGCCUCUCCCUCAGAUCCAGCCCAACCUCACCAACCUGCCCCCAGGCACCGUGCUUGCCCCGGCUCCAGGCUCAGGGAACAUGGGCUAUGCUGUGCUGCCGGCCCAGUACGUCACGCAGCUCCAGCAGUCAACGUUUGUGACUUUGGCGAGCAGCUCAGGUUUCUCCGCCCCCAGCUCCAUCCAGACCCAGGCCAGACUUCCUCUCAAUGGUUUAUCACCAUCGGAGACGGCGUCCAGACCACGAAAGCCUUGCAACUGCACCAAGUCACAGUGUCUCAAACUAUACUGUGACUGCUUUGCAAACGGUGAGUUCUGUAACAACUGCAACUGUGUGAACUGCUUCAACAACCUGGACCAUGAGAGCGAUCGCCUUAAAGCCAUUAAGGCUUGUCUAGACAGAAACCCGGUGGCCUUCAAGCCAAAGAUCGGAAAAGGGAAGGAAGGAGAAUCAGAGAGGAGGCACAGUAAAGGCUGCAACUGUAAAAAGUCAGGCUGUUUAAAAAACUACUGCGAAUGCUACGAGGCGAAGAUCAUGUGCUCGUCGAUCUGUAAGUGUGUGGGCUGUAAGAACUUCGAGGAGAGCCCUGAGAGAAAGACUCUGAUGCACCUGGCCGAUGCGGCGGAGGUGCGCGUGCAGCAGCAGACUGCAGCUAAAACCAAACUGUCCUCUCAGAUCUCAGACCUGCUGACCAGAACCGCACCGGCCAUCAGUAGUGGCGGGGGAAAGUUGCCGUACACGUUCGUAACGAAGGAGGUUGCAGAGGCGACGUGUGACUGUCUCCUGGAUCAGGCGAGGAAGGCGGAGCGUUAUAACCAGCCGCAGGCAGUGGCAGAGAGACUGAUCCUUGAGGAGUUCGGCCACUGUCUGCGCAGAAUCAUCAGCUCUGCUGCUAAAGCCAAGACAGACUGCUCCAUUAACUGCUAGAGACUUACACACACUGCGCUUCAGUGAGGAACUGAUCCUGAAUCAGACUGAAUCACACACUGUCCUGUCAGUGGGAUUGCUGGGACUAAGUGUGUGCUUUUGUACAGACUGAGACUUCUGUUAGCUGAUUUUGUGUGUGUGUGUGUGUGUGUGUGUGUGUGUGUGUGUGUGUGUGUGUGUGUGUGUGUGUGUGUGUGUACUUGUACAGGUCACUCGUAUAGAGGGGAAUUGAUUUUAGGGUCAUUUUUAUGCUCAUUAGCCAUCUCAUUUUAAUCUCAUGAUCACACGUGUUUAUUUUUUCUCUUUUUCUCAGCAAGGCUUUCAUUCUGUGCUGUUUGUUUCUCCUCUUGCUGUUUAUUUACCGCUAAUAACCUCAGCUCAAUAAUCAUGACUUGUAUACAGUAGGUAGCCUUUACUGUAGCCUCUUCAUAACGCAUCACUAUUUAUUUACUAACGAGAGAGGACAUGGAGUCUGAGUCCUGUGCUCGUGUCUGCUUUGUGAAGGAAGUUUAAAGCAUUAUUACUAAACCCCGUUGAUCUCUUUACAUCUGUCUGUCUCGUUCCUCUCCUCUCUGAGCUUAAGCCUGUGUUUCCGGUUUACCGCAAGUGGGAUUGUGUAUUAUCACUAGCUGUGCAGCUCGGAGGUGAUGAGUGACUGCACAGUAAUGUCGAGUAAACACGAAGUAAAACACCAGGACAGGAGGAGUGUAAAAGAUAAAACAGCUGGAGGUGCAUAAAUAAAACAGCUGGCUGUAAACCUGACCAGCAAACGACAGCAACAGAAAAAAAAAAAAAAACGGUCCAUGUAAUCACUUUCUAAUCAUCAUUGAUGUUUAAAAUAUUUAAUUUUUAAACACUUUCAAAAAACACUUUUCAACACUUUCCCUAAUAAAUACACCGAUGCACACAA
This is a messenger RNA of Clarias gariepinus (North African catfish), 3516 nucleotides long. It is a transcript of the gene lin54, whose product is annotated as lin-54 DREAM MuvB core complex component. Gene Ontology annotation, biological process: regulation of DNA-templated transcription. The transcript is spliced from 14 exons. NCBI's taxonomy places the organism in Eukaryota, Metazoa, Chordata, Actinopteri, Siluriformes, Clariidae. The record is from RefSeq and is a predicted model, not a curated record. Gene Ontology annotation, cellular component: nucleus. Bases 183 to 2606 code for a protein of 807 amino acids.